Vespa velutina is the source of this 658-nucleotide messenger RNA. Its product is annotated as 60S ribosomal protein L18-like. Gene Ontology annotation, cellular component: ribosome; cytosolic large ribosomal subunit. Gene Ontology annotation, biological process: translation. Gene Ontology annotation, molecular function: RNA binding; structural constituent of ribosome. Bases 6 to 638 code for a protein of 210 amino acids. Lineage: Eukaryota; Metazoa; Arthropoda; Insecta; Hymenoptera; Vespidae. The record is from RefSeq and is a predicted model, not a curated record. The transcript is spliced from 4 exons.
UCUAUAUGUUUUGUUUUUUCAUGUCCGUGCGGCGCUUCCGGGCUAGGUGGUUUCUCUUCCGGUUUGUCAUAAUGGGUAUCGACAUUAACCACAAGCACGAUAGAAAGGUCCGACGAACGGAGCCGAAAUCACAAGAUGUUUAUUUACGACUUCUUGUAAAACUGUAUCGAUUUUUGGCACGUAGAACCAAUGCAAAAUUCAACCAAAUAAUUCUGAAACGUCUAUUUAUGAGCAAGAUUCAUCGGCCUCCAAUUUCUUUAGCCCGUAUAGUCCGAUUUAUGAAGAAGACUGGCCGCGAAAACUCCAUUGCAGUAGUCGUUGGAACUGUUACAGAUGAUGCGAGAAUUUUUGAAGUUCCAAAAUUAACGGUUUGUGCACUACGUAUUACUGAAAAGGCUAGAGGCCGUAUCUUGAAGGCUGGUGGUGAAAUCAUUACUUUUGAUCAACUGGCUCUUCGUUCUCCCACUGGAAAGAAAACAGUUUUGAUGCAAGGUCGACGUAAUGCACGCGAAGCUGUGAAACACUUUGGUCCAGCACCAGGUGUUCCACACUCGCAUACCAAACCUUUGGUACUUUCAAAAGGAAGGAAAUUUGAGAGAGCUAGAGGCCGUAGGCGUAGCUGUGGUUAUAAGAAAUAAAUUUUUAAUAUAUCUCGUCA